Molecule: messenger RNA, 795 nt
Organism: Mollisia scopiformis
Lineage: Eukaryota; Fungi; Ascomycota; Leotiomycetes; Helotiales; Mollisiaceae
Exons: 3
Coding region: 1-795 (264 amino acids)
Source: RefSeq, a predicted model, not a curated record
AUGUCCCAUGUCGAGUUCCGAUUUGCGUGGGAGGGGGUGCUCAACGAGGUUGAGCAGCUUCACCAGUACGAGAAUCCGGAGCGGAUUCAGUACUUUGCAGAGAAGCGGAUGUGGGAGAAAUUGUUCGGCCUAAGCCGUCUCUUUCCUCUCGACGAUCCUGCCAGUCCGCCGUUGAGGCUUGCUCCUGGCUAUGCCGGAGACAAAGAAGAGAGAGAAGCCGCCCUGGCCGAAGCUGAGGGCUACCUUCGAGACAUAAAUGCAUCUAUCGACCGCAAUCGUCGAAGUCUAAGCUUCUGCUGGCGGCCGGCCCACCUCACAAGGGAUUGCAAGUCGAUGCAACGGCACGUGUCGAAAGCCCACCAGCAAAAGCUAGCGUUGUAUGAGAAGAGCCCUCUGUGGCGGGGGUGCAAGCUUCAGACUUUCUUUGCUGAGAACCGCUGGGUUCGGUAUUUCGUGGUAGAGGAGGGAGAAGCAGCUGCUAGAGGGAGCUCCGAAUGCUCUUUUAUAGCUGGCUUGGAUUCGAGGGAGGCAGACUUCUUUACGCAGCUUGACGAGGACGCAGCUAUUGUAGGUGAGGAUGCCAAAGCAGAAGCCAACACCGUUUAUGGCUUCGGUAGCCAUAAAUCUGCUGUGGUGCCGUGGCUUCGACGGACGGGCAUCGAGGAGCACACGCGGGGCUUGAAGAAGGACGAGAUGCACACCUCUUUUGCGGUGCCAAAGAAUGCCGAGAGCGAGCCCGAGCUGUUCUUAAUGCUGGAGGUCAUGGACGAGAUCUUUACAGAGGCGCACAGCUAG